AUGCCUGGAACUACUGGCAUCACGUACUUCAAGCGUCCCGAGCAUGGUCCGCUGGGCGACAUGGGUAAUACUGGGAGCGAUAAACAAAGUUUGCAGAUCAUAGAAGAUCCAUUGCAAGAUCUGAGAACAACAGGAUCUUAUUUACGGGAAGUUGUUCGGUCUCGGAGUUUUUCGCCAGCUGAGCGCACAUCCACGCCUGAAGUACCCUCUGGAGAGCGGUGGGGCACACUCCACGAGAGGUCUGAGGCACUGGCGUUCCAGCAGCAUCCCGCAGAUAACUCGCCCAGGCAGAGCAUUGCUCAGUCAAUUGACAAGCAGCCGGAAAUGCACCAUGGCGCUUUCCCUGUCCACGAUGAUAUGCUGCCCGAAAUUGGGUACGGCCAGGAUAAUGAGUCUGAUACCUCGACAAACCCUUCGAUCAUACAGGGUCCGCUGGGUGGAGGCGAUGGUUACUUUGAUCAGAUUGAAGAUAGGCCGCUCCCUUUUCAGGAAGCGCCUUGUACAUCAGGUGCUCGAACCGAUUUCGACUAUAGUGGAGAUGGGUACGGGGAGGAGUGGGUUGGGAUGAGACAUCAUCAUCCUACAAGACUGGAUGACCUGUCGAGUGAGCAUGAGACUUCUCCAGGAUCUGAAACAACCAAGGGGCAUAUCGGCUCUGCGACGCCGCCUGUCUUACAGCCUCGAGCUUCCCCGUCUGAGGUGCGCGACUUAACAUCAUCUGCGCUCGUCGGUGCUACCCUGCGCGGUCCAGCAUCUUCCUUGCCCGGCGACACAAGCGUCAGGACGAUAAGGCAUACGAAAGCUGGAACAGAGGGGCAUCAAAGAGGCGCUGGAUACGCAGGAAAGAUGAAGAUUGAGUUUGAGCCCCGCUCGGACGACAACCCUAUAUUUUCACCGACUCACUGUGUAGACGGCUUCGCUCGAAAGCAUCAAGGUAGCGUGGCAGAAAGCAUCUCAGAUGUAGAUAUGGCUGGGGAAGAAGAUGAAGUGGACAUCGUUGAUGUUCUGUUGAUGCAGUGGAUCAAGCCUGUAUUGAGGGAGCCCGAUAGAGCCUGA
Molecule: messenger RNA, 1056 nt
Organism: Macroventuria anomochaeta
Lineage: Eukaryota; Fungi; Ascomycota; Dothideomycetes; Pleosporales; Didymellaceae
Exons: 1
Coding region: 1-1056 (351 amino acids)
Source: RefSeq, a predicted model, not a curated record